This is a messenger RNA of Labeo rohita (rohu), 1303 nucleotides long. RefSeq names its product BCL2 associated agonist of cell death b (gene badb). Gene Ontology annotation, cellular component: mitochondrion. Bases 136 to 588 code for a protein of 150 amino acids. Gene Ontology annotation, biological process: apoptotic process. The transcript is spliced from 4 exons. The record is from RefSeq and is a predicted model, not a curated record. NCBI's taxonomy places the organism in Eukaryota, Metazoa, Chordata, Actinopteri, Cypriniformes, Cyprinidae.
CUUCUACUCCACACAGCACGGGUGCGUCUCAGGACAGCAGCAGGAAUCCAAACACAACCAGUCCAAACACCAGAGACCCAGAUCACCCGGAAGACUGUACGUAGGACGCCGACAGACUCCAGAAAUCGUUUAACCAUGGCACAUAUGUUUAGUAUCUCCGACAAUGAGUCGGAGACAGAGACACCGGAAGACUGUGAGGUCUCGGACCAGACCAAAAAUAACAGUGGAUCACUGCAGACACAGCAGCAUCUCACUAUUUCUGAAAGGCUGAAAGGAGAACAACUGGGGAGACACAGGAAUCUUUCGAUGAAUGAUGAGGACCUGUUGGAGACCGGGGCAGCAGAUGAAGGCGAUUUGCUUGAUCCAUUCAGGCGCAGAUCUCGCUCCGCUCCUCCUGCUUUGUGGGCAGCUAAGAAAUACGGCCAACAGCUAAGGAGAAUGAGUGACGAGUUUGACGUCCUCCUUGAUAAAGGGAUGAAGAGGGUGAAGAGUGCAGGAACAACACGUCAGAUGCGGCAAUCCCCCAGCUGGUUGGCUUUUCUUUGGAGUCACAAAGAGUCUGAUGCUGAGUCGCGCCCCGCAGAGUGAUUGACAGUGAAUGAAUAAUGGAAGAGGAGAGAAAAGAGGACUACUGUACAUAACAAUUAGUUGCAGAAGAAAUGGAUGCGCUGCUGUGAAGAGAAGGAAUAAGUCCAUUGACUGAUUUUAAACCCUUUUUUUUAUGAACUGCACUGGGACCCUUGACUGUUAAAAGGCACGAUCGGUUUCUCGCUGGCAAGUGCUAGCCCUGCAAAGAUGACAAAACCAGAGAAUCUCCAACUCUGAGAAUAUUAUGCAGUAAAUCUCAUGAACGUGAGAAAGCUGAAUAUCAGCUUGCUCAAAGCAUAGACUUUCUAUCAUUCUGCCACAUCAUUUUUUUAAACUUAAGAUGAAAUAGUUUUUAAGAAGAACACAUCAAAAGAAGUUGAAGGUAUUUUAUUAUACAUCAUCUGUAAAGGACAUUUUCAAUGAUAUUUUUAGACCGUCAGCUGUACACAAUCUGUAUUUACUGCAGUGGGACUUUGGCCACUUUGAAAAGUCCUUUUGCUUUAUUACCAUCUCUGAGUCAUAGAAAUCUCUUGGAACUGUCUACAACCAACAACACCAAUAAGCAAAAGAGCCCAAAAACCAAGGCUGGGUCUAAAAAACCCAAGAGAGCAGGGGACACAAUCUUUACUGGUAUUACUUGAAAAUGACAGAUUUUCCAUGCCUUGUAAUUUUCUUUUUUAUUAAUUCAAAACAGCAUUUUAUUGUGAUGUCAUUU